This is a messenger RNA of Dromiciops gliroides (monito del monte), 1933 nucleotides long. It is a transcript of the gene ZACN, whose product is annotated as zinc activated ion channel. The transcript has 10 exons. Bases 1 to 1257 code for a protein of 418 amino acids. Gene Ontology annotation, biological process: nervous system process; monoatomic ion transmembrane transport; regulation of membrane potential. Lineage: Eukaryota; Metazoa; Chordata; Mammalia; Microbiotheria; Microbiotheriidae. The record is from RefSeq and is a predicted model, not a curated record. Gene Ontology annotation, cellular component: synapse; neuron projection; membrane. Gene Ontology annotation, molecular function: extracellular ligand-gated monoatomic ion channel activity; neurotransmitter receptor activity; transmembrane signaling receptor activity.
AUGUCCUUUGGGAUGGGUCUGGAGGGCGGGAGCACCCUGCGCAAGGCUCAGUCAAGUUCAGCGUGUCCCUUUCGUGCCUUCCUGAUGGUGAUUCUUCGGCUGCUGCUUGAACUUUUUUUCUUUGGGCUCGUCUGGAUGCCCCUCUCCUGCCUGGACUCUGAGGUCAGUCCUCAGAUCCCGAAUAAUGGGAGUGCGUCCCUGAUCGUUGACGUGCACGUGUUUGUGUCCAAUGUCUUCGAUGUGGAUAUCUUGCAGUACACAGUGUCCUCCGUCCUGUUAUUGAAACUGUCGUGGUUCGACCCUCACCUGUCUUGGAAUGAGAGUACAGACCCACGGAGCUUCAUCACUUUGCCCUCAAACUUGCUGUGGACCCCGGACUUCACCAUCCAAGAGGCAAUCUUCAUAGAGUGGAGGGAGCACAGCCCGCGGGCUCGAGUAAGCAGAGAGGGCUUCGUGGAGCUCUACACCGCGCUCACCGUGAAGACUAACUGCGAUUUUGAACUUCUCCGCUUCCCCAGUGACCAAAGCGACUGCAGCCUCAGUUUCUUUGCUUUCAGCAACACAGUUGAAGAAUUAGAGUUUCAUCCCCAUGUGGUGAAUGAGAUUGUGAGCGUGAAGCGAGAAUACGUGGUCCGAGACAUAAAAGCCCGAGUCCCACACCACCACCUGGUGCCUUGCUUCCAGGUGACACUAAGGCUAGAGAACACCGCUGUGAAGACAACAAUGGCCUUGGUGGUGCCAGGGGUAGCAAUACUCCUGGCAGACAUGUGUGGCAGCCUUCUGCCUCUGAGGGUUACUGAACGUAUCUCUUAUAAGGUGACGCUGUUGCUAGGCUACCUGGUCUUCCAUUCGUCUCUGGUGCAGGCUCUUCCCAGCUCUUCCUCCUGCAAUCCUCUCUUAAUUUCCUACUUCACACUGCUACUGAUACUGCUCUCCCUCAGCACCAUGGAGACUGUGUUAAUGUCUGGCUUGCUGGCCCGAGGCAACUUCUGCCCAAAGAUCAGACCAAAUCCAGCCCCAAGAGAGGAAGGGGCAGACACUGAAAACUCAGGGCCCAGAUCUGAAGAGUCCCAGAGGAGAGCUGAGGGGCCAAGGAAGACUUGGGUGGAGGUCAUGGACCACAUCUUCUUGCUGCUAUACGCAGCCAUCAUCGGAUUCAGUCAAUUCAUCUUUGUCAUAAUCUGGGUCUGGUGGGAGUGCAAGUCUGACCCACCUCCUGCUAAGAAUACUCCCCACGGAGGAAAGCCCACGAUCUAAAAGGGCAACCCCAGAAACUGGAUUCAAGAGCGUCCAGAUGACUAGAGCUUGAGGUCAAGGCUGUGUGAUAAGGUCAGCUUUUUCCAAGCCAUUAUUUGAGGGUGUUCCUGAACCCUCCCCUCUGUCAGCAUGCAAAUGACUAGAGAAAUAAACCAUUCUGCUGAGGCUGAGUGUAGCUCUGUGCUCUUGGGGCUGGUCUCAGGGCAGGCUUGGGCACCCCAUAGACCUCCGACGGAAGUUUCUCUUCUGCCCAUUUCUCCAUCAGCCCUGGACCUCACCUAGUUAUAGCAUCUGGGGAGGCUGAGGUGAGUAUCUGACUCAGAGCAGUUUUACAAGGUAGCAGGGCUAGACAACUUGUCACCUAUUGGUGGUGAGGUCAUGCGUCCCCCUCCCCAAUUUCCAUGGCUUCUUUUGUCCAGACUCCUCUCUCCUCAAAGGAGAACUCUCCUGGUGUGGUCACAUUAGCUUUGGGAUCCUUGAUAUGGCCUGACCAUUUCCCGUUCCCCCUUCCCCCAACCCACCUAGGGUGUCUGCCCAUUCCUGAAGCAUUUACACUAUGGCAACACGAAGACAAGAACAUCAUGUACAAUAAGUUCAGUCCAUAAAGGACAAGGGGAAAAAUGAUAUGGAAUGCAGGGCUGGGGAGAAAUGGGUUCUUUUUGUGUCUGUUUGCUAG